AUGCCUUAUGGCUUCUCAUUUAUGGAUUAUUUGCGCUCACACGACCCUAAUCAUGGAGGAAUAAUUGUAUAUUUAAAGAAUGUUUUCAAAGUUAAAAAAAUAGAAUUACCAGUGGUAAAUUCCUUUGAAUCACUUGCCAUUAAAUUUCGGUGCGGUAAAAAAACGAUUCUGUUAUUGGCAGUUUAUCAACCGGAUGAGUUAAAUUCUGAUGAUUUUGCUAAAUUUUUUAAAGAUAAGGUUGACAACAUACUAGAGACGAUGCCUUGUAUCAAAGAGCCUAUUGGUUCAAACAAUCGGAUGAGUGAAUGUACUGAACUUUCAUUAUUUCAGUGCUGUUCCAGUGAUGAGAUUCGUCAAUGUUGUUCUGACUCUUGUUGUCUUGUGUUGGUCGUGCGAAAGCCGAUCAGACUCGACGGCCCAGUGAAAACAGGCCGGGGUUGUGCGAAAGCCGACAGACUGACUGACAGGCCCAGUGAAAACAGGCCCUUGGUCGUGCGAAAGCCGAUCAGACUUGACGGCCCAGUGAAAACAGGCCAAGGUUGUGCGAAAGCCGACCGACUGACUGACAGGCCCAGUGAAAACAGGCCCUUGGUCGUGCGAAAGCCGAUCAGACUUGACGGCCCAGUGAAAACAGGCCAGGGUUGUGCGAAAGCCGACCGACUGACAGACAGGCCCAGUGAAAACAGGCCUUGGGUUCUGUGA
This is a messenger RNA of Helobdella robusta, 702 nucleotides long. RefSeq lists its product as hypothetical. The transcript is spliced from 3 exons. The record is from RefSeq and is a predicted model, not a curated record. NCBI's taxonomy places the organism in Eukaryota, Metazoa, Annelida, Clitellata, Rhynchobdellida, Glossiphoniidae. The coding region runs from base 1 to 702 and encodes 233 amino acids.